AUGAGUACAUUACAUAGCAAACCAACGGCAGGCAUAUUAUGUAUGUUUUACCUCAGGGUAAUGGGCAUGCACGAUCCAUACGUACCUAAGUUAGGCGGGGGAGCUUCCUUGAGCGUUGCUGUUCAGGCACCCGAUCGCCCGUCGUUCAUCUACCUGAACUUGGCCCCGUUGGCGUGGACCGUUGCGGGACUCGGGUACCGAGAGUCCUUUCCUAUGGGCCAGGACUGGUGGAUUGGACACGGAACAACACUUCGACAUCACACGACAGUAGCGGCGCCGAGCGCUAUUUCGUUCCUGUUCAACUACCUACCUUUACUUCAACUACUUAUCCAGUGCUGGGAGACAGGCCUCGCCCGACAUCACAGCUUUUUUGGGAGCCACGAAACUUUCCGUGCGCCGUUUCCCACAAACACCCGGCCCGCAUCUUACCUCGAAACUCGCGCCGCAUAA
Colletotrichum lupini is the source of this 450-nucleotide messenger RNA. RefSeq lists its product as uncharacterized. The transcript is spliced from 5 exons. The record is from RefSeq and is a predicted model, not a curated record. NCBI's taxonomy places the organism in Eukaryota, Fungi, Ascomycota, Sordariomycetes, Glomerellales, Glomerellaceae. Bases 1 to 450 code for a protein of 149 amino acids.